UGGAAUGUAAAGUAAAAAUAUGACACCUGAUUUGAGAGUUUAAAAUGCUGUUUUCUGUUUUUAAUGCCACCCUGGUUAAGUGACCAUUCCUCUCAUCAAAAACGUUCAUUGGUAAACAGUUUGAAUACUCUAGUGCUGUACCUUUUUUUGAUGUUCUAUUUUCCAACAACGUUUUCUUCUACUUUUUUCACUCAGACCAUUUUAAUUGAAAUAGUCAACAGCUUGAUUUCCAUUUUUUUUCUUAAUGACUAAAUGCUUCUUCCUCUUUUUUGUGCUAUAUUAUGUCCGUGACUAAAUCCAGGCUGUGAGUCUUUAUUUUGGUAGGCAGGAUCCGGAAGUUGCGUCAUGCUUGGUCGCGGCACUCAUGAGAACAACUAUAUAAGAGUUCUUCGUGCUGCAGCUGACUCAGUUAUCCUGUAAACAAUUGUAACGGCGCAUGACAGAGAAGCUUAGAGACAGGCAGCGGGACACCAUGACGAUAAACACACUACCCAACGGGACCACUGUGACAGAACUGGGUCAGUUUCUGAAAAACCCACCGGAGGGUUUCACCGUGAAGGCCGUGGGCUCGGCUUACCAGGUCCAGUGUGGAGAAGAGAACCUGGUUUUCAUCGAUAAGUUUCACUCCGGGGAUUUUGAUGUAGUUUUCCAGAACUCACUAGGAAGGAAACUUAAAAUGCACAAUUUGUGGGAGUAUACCAGCAUGAGGAAAAGUCUGCUGUCCAAGAGGAUCUAUGUGUUGGUUUCUCUCUGCGAUCAAAGCAUGCAAGAAACCAGCAAGAAGGGGCCCAUAAAGCCCAGAGCUCUGCAGGAGUACGUGUUGUCCGUCAAUGGUGGGAAUCCGAUGAUGAAGUGGCAGAUGGAGAAAGGCCUGGACUGGACCAUCUCCUCUGUGGGGGGAGAGAGCUACAGGGUGGAGAUUGACUUGAGUGAAAUCUUGCAGAGUUUGGCUGCUGAAGGCCUCAUUGCUGAGAACCUGAUGAAAUAUAAUCCGACAUGGAAAGAUGCCUCCUUCACCCUUAAGUACUACUCUGAUGCCCUAUUUGACUUCCCUCACUGGUUGGGCCACAGCAAAAGAUCAUUUCAGCUGAGACUGAUGAGAAACAGAUGAGGGAGACCAUAAGGAUUGUAUCUGCUAAGUUUCCCAGCAUCUGUUGCUGCACAUUUUUAAGAAAACUGAAGAGGAGUGUUCUCAUCAGUGAAGGAGAAGCCUAUCAGUCGAACUCUGCUGUUUUGUCAGGAGUUUGGUAUUUGAACUACUGGCUUGGAAUUCAUCUGCUGUUCAGUGGGUGGAAAAGCACCAGAAAAGAAAAUGUGGGAUGCCUUUGACAUUAUAGUCAUACAUGUAAAUAAUAAUAAAAAAUUUACAUGUACGUACAUAUAUAUUUAAAUUAUUUCAUUCUCCAACUGGGUUCUGCAGUUGUAUGUGCUGUACAGUGAUUGAACAUGUUUGGAAUGUUUUUGUUUCACUUGUGUUUAUUUUUCUUAAAUUUGUUGAAUAUUUUUAUAUCAUGAAAUAAAACUUUUCACAUGUGAUUAAUGCCUUUUAAUUCUGUGACUUGUAGCUUGAAUGUGGGAUAUGAAAAAGAGCAUUGAACUUAAGUAAUGAAGCUAUUGACAUGAACUUCACAGAUGUUCGUAAUAACCCAAGUAGUACUACUUAGAAAUCAACAUGACAACUUAGUCUACAAUUUAAAGUGGAGCAAUAUGGAGGGAUUAUUAAAACUACUUGGAGAAAUAAAUCAAGAGCU
Messenger RNA from Xiphophorus couchianus (Monterrey platyfish), 1751 nucleotides. It is a transcript of the gene medag, whose product is annotated as mesenteric estrogen dependent adipogenesis. NCBI's taxonomy places the organism in Eukaryota, Metazoa, Chordata, Actinopteri, Cyprinodontiformes, Poeciliidae. The coding region runs from base 437 to 1111 and encodes 224 amino acids. The record is from RefSeq and is a predicted model, not a curated record. The transcript is spliced from 5 exons.